UAAAAGGCAUAGCAGUAUACUUUCACUGGCUCUCUGUUGCUUUUCACUGAUUCGACGAAGCUCACGGGUGUUGAUUUGUAUUACUAGCUUCCUGGCAUUGGGUUGUGUUCAGUGUCGUACUUAUUCAGUAGAUUGGAAGUCCUUUUGGAUUGAUUUUGUUCUUUUUCUUUUCUUUACAAUCUCAGAACGAAAAAGGUCGAUGCUUUUACCUCAAGACUUUUAGAUAUUCAUUCCAAGAUGCUAGCAAUUAACAAGAAAGAGGAAAUACGUUUGGGUUUACAUCGCUCAGAUUAUAUGCUCGAUAAACAAACCAAAUUGCUUCUCCAAAUAGAGAUGAAUACAAUUUCAUCAUCUUUCCCUGGCCUUAGUUGUCUUGUCACUGAGCUACACAGGAGCCUGAUUAAUUGUUAUGGAGGUCACCUUGGAUUAGACUCCAAGAGAAUUCCCAGCAAUAAUGCAGUUAGUCAAUUUGCUGAGGCAUUGGCUAAGGCUUGGGCCGAAUAUAAUAACCCCAGGGCUGUGGUCAUGGUUGUGGUUCAGCCUGAAGAACGCAACAUGUAUGAUCAACAUUGGCUUUGUGGUGUUUUGAAGAAAAAACAUAACAUUUCAAGUAUCCGGAAGACUUUGGCAGAUAUUGAUAGAGAGGGGGCAAUCCUGCCAGAUGGAACACUUGUUGUAGGUGGCCAAGCAAUUGCAGUCAUUUAUUUCAGAGCUGGUUAUGCACCAACUGAUUAUCCUUCAGAAUCAGAAUGGAGUGCUAGGUUACUUAUGGAGCAGUCCUCUGCCAUCAAAUGCCCCUCCAUAGCUUAUCAUUUAACUGGCACCAAGAAGAUCCAACAGGAACUGGCAAAACCAAAUGUUCUUGAGCGAUUCCUUGAUAACAAAGAAGAGGUUGCUAAAGUACGGAAAUGCUUUGCCGGUUUAUGGAGUUUAGAUGAGACCGCUAUUGUCCAAGGAGCAAUUGAAAGACCAGAUUCAUAUGUAAUGAAGCCACAAAGAGAAGGCGGAGGUAACAAUAUCUACGGUAAUGAUGUAAAGGAAACCCUUUUGCGAUUGCAGAAGGAGGGUUCUGAAGAAGACGCGGCUUACAUCCUUAUGCAGAGGAUUUUCCCAACCGUAUUGACCACUUUGUUGAUGCGGGAUGGCGUCUGCCUUAAGGAUCAGGCCAUUUCAGAACUUGGGAUAUAUGGUGCUUACUUAAGAAACAAGGAGAAAGUGAUCAUGAAUGCCGAAUGUGGAUAUUUGAUGCGGACAAAGGUAUCUUCAUCAAACGAAGGUGGAGUUGCAGCUGGUUUCGCAGUCCUGGAUAGUAUAUAUCUGAACUGAAGAAACCGACUUUUCAGUUGCGUCCACUGCUCGGGACGACCGGCACAAGAGUUGAUUAUUCUUGAGACAGAGCAAUACUCAGAAAGGAAAAUAAAGUCUCUGUGCCGGAAUUUUUUUCAUUUGGAUGUUUUUCAUUUUGUUAUCAUUGGUGUUUAUAUAUCAUAAUAUAUAAAUUUCUACUCAAAGAAAAGUUCUAUAUAGAUUUUACCGAGAUUAUUUCAAACGCAACAUAAUUCGACAGUGAAGAGCUUGCAGAUA
Messenger RNA from Carica papaya (papaya), 1584 nucleotides. The record is from RefSeq and is a predicted model, not a curated record. Lineage: Eukaryota; Viridiplantae; Streptophyta; Magnoliopsida; Brassicales; Caricaceae.